This is a messenger RNA of Cavia porcellus (domestic guinea pig), 2855 nucleotides long. It is a transcript of the gene Cdc42se1, whose product is annotated as CDC42 small effector 1. The record is from RefSeq and is a predicted model, not a curated record. The coding region runs from base 371 to 610 and encodes 79 amino acids. Gene Ontology annotation, cellular component: plasma membrane. Gene Ontology annotation, biological process: regulation of Rho protein signal transduction. Lineage: Eukaryota; Metazoa; Chordata; Mammalia; Rodentia; Caviidae. Gene Ontology annotation, molecular function: small GTPase binding. The transcript has 5 exons.
ACGUCGCCGCCGUUUCCGCCCUCGGCCCGCCCCGCCUCUGCCGCACAGCGCUCGGCUACGCCGUAGGGUUGCGGAGCUAGCUAGGAAGCUCACGCUGCGGACCGCGGUCCGGAGCUUCCCCGGAGGCAGCCGACGCCUCGAUGCCCGAGAGGAGCAGGGUUCUGGAUCCAAGGAAAACAUAACCUUGUGUGUGCCCACCUUUCUGUGGCCCUGUGCAUUUCGGAGACACUGCUCGCCUAAGCGUUUCCUGGGUUCCAGCUGAGUGGACCCAGUGUGAAGUUAUAGUGGGAUCUUGAGGUGGGGGCGUCAGAGUACCAGAGCAAGAGCCCACUGUGGGGCUUCAGGAUUGAAGCUGGCACCUUCACGGACUAUGAGUGAAUUUUGGCACAAACUGGGCUGCUGUGUGGUCGAGAAACCCCAGCCGCAGAAGAAGAGAAGGCGGAUUGACCGGACCAUGAUUGGGGAACCAAUGAAUUUUGUCCACCUGACUCACAUUGGCUCUGGGGAGAUGGGGGCUGGAGACGGACUUGCUAUGUCAGGUGCAGUUCAGGAGCAGAUGAGGUCCAAGGGAAACCGGGACAGGCCUUGGAGUAAUUCAAGGGGCUUAUAGCUCCUAUGGAAAUAAAUGGUUCUGCCAUCUUGAAGUUCCAACUCUGUCCAGCCCAGAAGAAACGCUGCCCUCACCUGAUCCCUGCUAGGAUGUACAAAUCCCAAGGGCCCUUCUUGGCCCCUUUUUCCCCUUUCUGCCUAACAGUGCCUCUGAGGUGUGGGACUGGACUCCUCCUCCUCUCUCUGGCUGUCACCCCUCCUGGAGAUGGGUCAAGGCAGCAGGACUGACCAAGUGACCACUGGCUGGCCAGAGGAGCUUAGUGGAAACCCUGGACACUCAAGAUCUGAGUGAGGAGUUCUCUGGGAAUCAGGGAUGAGUUCCCUCCUCCUGAAUGAUGGUCUGGGUGCCAACUUUUUUUAACUCUUAGCCUGGAACUCCUUAGACAGGGCAGGUAGGUGAGAGUGCCAAAGCUGAGGCUGGCUUUCCUGAGAAGCUCUCUACCUCCCUGCCUUUCUCUCUUCCCUGUGAUGAACUAAAGCACAUGUCAAGCAGGGGCUGGGGAGGGCAGCAUUGCCCAGUCUACUCUGUCUUUAGAUUGUAGACUUGAAAUUCACAGCCCCAGGGGCUAGGGAUUUAGCUCAGCGGCAUAAGCGCCUGCCUUGCAAGCAGGCAGUCAUGAGUUUGAUCCCUGGUACCAAUAAAAAGGAAAAAAACCAAAAAAAAAAUUCACAGCCCCUCUCCCCCGUCUUUCUCUAAUCUUGUUUCUGUAGCAUUACCAGCUUCCCAGCGGUCCUUUUUUUAUUAAAAUUUUAAUUUAAGAUGAUUUAAUUGCCCCCACCUCACUCUUCUCGCUGCCGUUAACUCUGUUCCUGUUACUGGUUCCCACUGAGUAAGAGUUGUGGUGGAUCUUAACUGUCAACAUUCCAUUUAAGUCUUGGAGGACCUGGCCCACCCUCUACUACCUCCCUGCUGGCCCAGGUGAGAAAAGGAAGAGGGAUGUGAGGAGAAAGCGAAUGCAGAAAAGUAAGAGUUAAUCUCAAGGUAUACUUCCUGACUGUGGUGAGGUACAUAGAGUAGAAAUUACUGCCUCUGUAAGAUCCUUAUUAUAGCACAGGAACAGGGAGAAGCGGAGCAAGGCUUCUCAAUGAGACACAUUUGACCUUGUAGACUGGAUAAUUCUUUAUACUAGAGGGCUGUUUUAUGAUUCAGUGUUGAGCAGCAUCUCUAGCCCAUUCUAGUUUUGACAACCAAAAAUAGCUUCAGAAACUGCCAGGUGUCUCCUAGGAGCAAAGUUGCCCGAGGCUGAGAAUCCCAGCUCUGAAGUCCAGGCACUUGUAAGUGGGUUUUCGAUCCCCACCCUACUCCUCAUCUGGUUAUUCCUCAUGAGCCAUGGAUAGACUGGGACCCCUUGGAAAGUAAGCUCAGGAAAACUCCAUAUCAUCUUUAUUCUGUGUGUUCCUUAUUUUUGUGUGGCUUCGGGUCACCAAGAGGGUCAUGUGUUAGUUUCUUUCUUGCAGUGUGAAGACAGGAACAGGCUGCAUUGGGAUUGGAGGAGGAGGAGAUAAAAGCAGCACUCACACCCUAGCUCCCGUCCCCAAGCUCAAAGCUCUGUUCCUGUGCCCUAAGACCAGAACCAGACACAAAUAAAACUCAGGGAGUUUUAUGUGAAGAUCAGGACCCACCCCCACCUGGUUGCAGUGUUCUUUGGAUGGCAAAGCAGUGGAGGAGAAGGGUCUUCAGGCACUUUGUUUUCUCAGGUGUUUUUUGUUCUGGCCCUUUCUUUGCAGGGUGAUUAGGAAAGCAGAACAAGACAGAUGAGCUCCUGCCUGCUCUGAGACAGGAAUGCUGGGAUCUCAUUGGCUUUAACAGGGUCAGAACUGUGGAAUUGGAUCCACUCUCCUGAUUCCAUACAGCUAUCCUUUUUGUCCCCAUCUACAGUGACUGAAGUUUUUCAAGCGUCAGUGUACUGUAUAGUUUUGCAGGGUCUAAGAUUGAUGGUAGAGCUGCAUUCCCAAGUACUCUCGGUUCUAGUCAAGCUAGUUGUCCAGAUGGAAAUGGCCCACCUUGUUGCCCUAGAAGCUUGGUAGCCUGAGGGCUAGACUAGGGAUGGAAAAAGGGGAUGCAGUAAGGUAGAAAGGUGGGAACUCCUAUCUCCAGCCUCACUUAAUAGCCAUUCUUUGGACAGUCUUUGGUGCUCUCUUGCCUCAAGCCACCGUCUGUAAUGUGUAUGGGGUUGAGAGUCCUAAUUUAUAUUAAGAAUUGUUAAACUUUUAAAUGCAUUUUUCAAAUAAAAAAUGUAAGCAAA